UGGCGUCAUGUGACGCAGCGUCGGUUUGCCACGUCGGUCUGUAACUGCGCGAGGAACUUCUGCAACUUUCUGUUUUGCAUUUUAAGGCCGUUAAUACAAAGCAGCGCGACUGCAACAACACACGCGAAUUAUCCACAUUUGUCUGUCAGAAACUUUACACUGUAUCAUCAAUUCAGAAAGAGAGAGAGAAACAAAUGUGGUUUUUACAGAGUUUAGGUGACUGAUGUCUGCGCUCAUGAUUGGUGUGCGUGGCCGAGACGUGACGGAGCCGCAGGGAGCCGCUGGUGGAGACGCGAGGACGGGGCCGCAGGGAGACGCUGGAGGUCAUGCCCGGGGGCCGCAGGGGUCCCAGUAGACAGCAGCUGAGCCGCUGCGCUCUGCCGUCGCUGCAGACGCUGGUGGGCGGCGGCCUCAGCAAUGGGGCGGGGCUUCGGUGCAGGAACAGCAGUGCGCUGGGUCUCUCGGCUCCGCCCCUCACGGCCCUCAUCACUCCAGAUCCCGUCCGGCACUCCCGUAUCCCCGAUCUUCCUCUGGACAGUAAUCUCCUGUUCGAGGCGCUGCUGUUCCUCUACCUGCUGGUGGCGCUGUUCGUGCAGUACAUCAACAUCUACAGGACGGUGUGGUGGUCCUCCUACAGCCAGCCCACGGCCUCCACGUCCCUGAACUAUCACCUGAUGGACUCUCACCUGGCUGUGUUCAUCACCGUGAUGUUGGCCAGGAGACUCGUGUGGACCGUCGUCUCAGAGGCGUGUGUGGCGUGUCCGGCGUCUCUGCUGCGCUACACGGUUCUGCUGGCGGUCCGGUUGGUUCUGCUGACGCUGUGUGUGUGUGUUCUGUGUUGGACCCUCGUGCACCUCUUCAGGAACCACUCCGUGCUCAACCUGCUGUUCCUGGGCUAUCCGUUCGGUGUGUACGUGCCGCUGGUCUGCUUCCACCAGGAGUCUCGGUCCCCGUCGGACUGCGUGUUCUCGGAGCCGGACGGGUCUGAUGUUCCUCUGAGACCCAAACCGUUCCUGGCGCUCCUGCGGGAACACCUGCGGGAUCAGCUCUGUGGCUCCGCCCCCAUCCCCGCCCACUCCUGCCCCCCCUCUCCCCCGUCCCCGGACCGGAUCCGCUCCGAAGUCCAGCAGCUCAAGACCGACUUCAACCGCCGCAUCAAAGAAGUGCUGUUCAACUCGCUGUUCAGCGCGUACUACGUGGCCUUCCUCCCGCUGUGCUUCGUCAAGAGUACGCAGUACUACGACAUGCGCUGGUCCUGCGAGCACCUGAUCAUGGUGUGGAUCAACGCCUUCGUGAUGCUGAUGAGCCAGUUGCUGCCGCCCCGGUACUGCGACCUUCUGCACCGCUCCGCUGCGCACCUGGGCCGAUGGCAGAGGCUGGAACCCGGCUCCGGCAGCAACGCCCCGCAGCACAUCUGGUCCGACAGCACCAUCUGGCCGCAGGGAGUUCUGGUUCGGCACAGUCGCUGCCUCUAUAAGGCCGUCGGGCCGUGUAACGUGGCCUUGCCCUCCGACGUCUCGCACGCCAGGUUUUAUUUCCUGUUCCACAAGCCGCUGCGGAUCCUGAACCUGCUGAUCGGGAUCGAGUCGAGUGUGGUUCUGUACCAGCUGUACUCGCUGCUGCGGUCCGAGCGCUGGAACCACACGCUGUCGCUCGGACUCAUCCUCUUCUGCAACUACUACGUGCUGUUCAAGCUCCUGCGGGACCGGCUGGUUCUGGGCAAGGCGUACUCGUACCCGCCGGGCCACGGCCUGCCCGUCAAGACGCCCUGAGACUCGGACUCUCGCUUUUGAUACCGUCUGUUUUCAUGCAACCUUUGUAUCUAUUUAAUAAAAUAUUUUAUUUUGUAUACUGUUACACACGACUAGAAGACGGGCGUUACGUGUCCGGCGCGAUGGCGUAUCCUGACGCCGAUGUUUAGUCGCCCGCGUCGCUCACGACGUCCGAAUUCUGCCAAAGAUUGAAAAAAGAAACAAAACUGGAAGAGCUAAUGCUGGCCAAUCACGAGGACGGACUGGACGGGGCGGUCCGGUUCAUCGCCAAUGCUGGACGGUCACUUACACUCUUAAGUAUUAUCUGUUCUAAGCAUCUUGUGUGUCCACUUGGUUUCAAUCCAUCUCUGUUGAUAAACUGCACCGACCGGAUCUGGUUUAAAGCUUGAGCGAUCAGCAUCUCCAUUUGCCGUUCAUGUUAACUCUGUGCCAAAUCCCAGGGGGCCGUGGGGCAUCAGGAGUGGGCGUGGCCACGCGAGCUGUGGGCGGAGCCACGCACUGUCAAGCUUGCAGUAUUUUAUAAAACCACUUUUGUUUCAAAGUUCCAAUGACAUCCAGAAUAAAUGACAGAACCAGCUCAAGUGCC
Messenger RNA from Rhinichthys klamathensis goyatoka, 2358 nucleotides. It is a transcript of the gene tmem39a, whose product is annotated as transmembrane protein 39A. The record is from RefSeq and is a predicted model, not a curated record. The transcript is spliced from 9 exons. Gene Ontology annotation, cellular component: endoplasmic reticulum membrane. Lineage: Eukaryota; Metazoa; Chordata; Actinopteri; Cypriniformes; Leuciscidae. Gene Ontology annotation, biological process: negative regulation of autophagosome maturation; negative regulation of autophagosome assembly. Bases 327 to 1772 code for a protein of 481 amino acids.